Phaeodactylum tricornutum CCAP 1055/1 is the source of this 788-nucleotide messenger RNA. RefSeq lists its product with no specific name. Lineage: Eukaryota; Bacillariophyta; Bacillariophyceae; Surirellales; Neidiaceae. The annotation marks the transcript as partial. The record is from RefSeq and is a predicted model, not a curated record. The transcript has a single exon.
AUGGUAGGCAAAGAAGACGUGGUUGUCAAUAGUUACGAGGUGGUGGAAGAAAUUGGCGACAACUGGCCGUCCGGCAAUAUGCUUCAGAGCGUUCUUGCCAAGGAAGGAAUUGAUUUUGUUGAGAUGGAGAAGGAUCCUUUGUAUUGGCAGGUAGCAGCUCGUUGGAGUCUUCUUCGUAUGUAUGGCUUUCCGGAGUUACCCACCGGAGACCAUGCAUAUAAAAAGACCAGCUCGGGUAGAACUCAACUGCAUCUUGGAGAUGCUGAAAUCGACAGUAUUCAAAAUCGUUGGAGCAGUUUGUCGGCAAGCCAAGAUGACCCCAAAAAUGAUUUGCUGGAACUGCUAAAGACCAGCAAGUCCAAUGGCCGGCAGCUACAAUGGUCAGUGAUGGAUUGCGCCCCUGGCUGCCAGUUCAACUUACACGCGCAUCCCAAUUUAGAGUUGGCAUAUUGUGCGAAGGGUGCAUUACACGAAAUUCGUAUGAAAGGAGACCCAAUCACAAAGACUUUCAAAAAGCAUCCAAACAAAAAAUGUCAGCUGAAGGGACCUACUCUCACGGAUCUCGAUCGACCGUGGUACUUCUCGACCCUGUCUGCAGGGGAAUGGCUCGUGAACGAAGUUGGAAGUAUCCACAAAUCCUUCACUGCAACAUCCGGUGAGGGCUGUAUUCUGCUGGUGCUUUGGGGAGGCUCACACGCCAAUAUUCUGGAAGGUGAAGAACCGAGCAGAGUCAAUGUUCAAGACGCUCUAAACAAAAUGGAUGACAAGCUUGGUUCUUGCGAAUGCAG